Messenger RNA from Ochotona curzoniae (black-lipped pika), 1014 nucleotides. It is a transcript of the gene TMEM247, whose product is annotated as transmembrane protein 247. Lineage: Eukaryota; Metazoa; Chordata; Mammalia; Lagomorpha; Ochotonidae. Bases 1 to 1014 code for a protein of 337 amino acids. The record is from RefSeq and is a predicted model, not a curated record. The transcript has 5 exons. Gene Ontology annotation, cellular component: endoplasmic reticulum.
AUGGCAACGGAAGACAGGGAGAAGAUGGAAAGCCGGGGAGCAGGAGAGAGCUGUCCCCAUUUCCCCAAGCCGCUGCAAGGAGAACCCGUGCCUGAAGGGAAGCCAAGGGCCUCUGACCCACGGGAGGCCGAGUCCCUGAAGCCCGGCUCCUCCUAUGACCACCUGGAGGAGAUGGAAAUUUGCGAGGACGGAGGCUGCCCAGGGCAGCCCAAGGCUGGCCCCACCACCAAAGGCCAGGCGGGCGAUGGACCUGAAGCAGUGGAGCUGGCCCCUGUCCCUGCCCCUGCCCCAGGGGUGGAGUCCAAGGCCGAGGUAGAGCUGGAGAAGAUGCGCAUGGAGUUUGAGCUGACACGGCUCAAGUACCUGCACGCAGAGAAUGAACGGCAGCGACAGCAUCAGCAGGCCAUGGAGAGGCUGCAGCAGCAGGUGGCCGUGCGUCAGUUCCAGGGAGGCCUCCAGGACCUCCUCCUCCCUCAGAACCAGUUUGUCAUGUUCCUGUACUGCUUCAUCUUUAUUCAUACAAUCUAUGUCACCAAGGAGAUGGUCUUCUUUCUCUUCUCCAAGCACUACCUGUUCUGUAUUGCCGCCAUCUUGCUCUGUUUGAUUAAAACGCUGUGGUCCUACUUCCAGCUAUCUUUGUUUUCUCUACCCUGGGAACCACCAUGCCAGUGGUAUUGGGCCUCAACCCCCGUCGUCGUCAACAUGGCUACCUUAACACCAACUCGGCAGCGCCAGGUGCAAACCGCCCUUUAUACGCUUUCCAAGAAGCCCCACCCAGCCGCUGUGUGCUUACGUCUCAUUGGUCAGACAAGGUCAGGUGGCUACUCCCUGGUGCAGAGCAUCUCAGGUGUUAGGUUUUACCCAGACUCUGUGGCAGCCUUGAAGAAAAUCAAGAUUCUGCUGGUCGGUGGGAGGAGGGGAGGGCAGCGAGUAGAGGGGAUAAAGGAACAAAUAACCGUGCUCACCACCCCCCAUGUUGAAAGCUCCUUCCCCAGCUGCAGGCCUGAAUGCUGA